Porites evermanni is the source of this 429-nucleotide messenger RNA. Lineage: Eukaryota; Metazoa; Cnidaria; Anthozoa; Scleractinia; Poritidae. The record is from the annotation of a GenBank genome assembly.
AUGUCAACUACCGUGAGAUCCAACAACAGCAACAACCUAACUACACUUUCAUCACCGGCGCAUAUGUAUUUCCCGUCUCGAGCGGAAGAAAUAGUAGUUUGCAGCGCUCUUUUGUUUGAAGCUCUCCUCAUUUUCACGGGGAACUUGGUCGCAAUUGUUUUCUUCGCACUAAAGACGGAGCUCCGAAAGCGGAAAAGCUUGUUUCUGGUUAUAAACAUGGCGUUCGCGGAUGUAAUGUUAGGAGCUGUAUCCGUUCCUUUGUUUGUUUAUUUAAAGGUCGGUUUUCAGCUAUGGAGUAUCACACAAGAGGGUUGGGGUAGUGUUGGACUACUUUUACCUUCACUUCGAUAUCAUUUUCUUGCAGGCUUCGUUAAUUUCCGCAGUUUUGUAUAUCUUGUGAAAGAUUUUACGCCGUCUAUCGGCCACUAA